AUGUGGGUGCUGAGCCCCCGCCGGAUGCGGCCCGGAGGUGCGGGUGCCGGGGCGGGCAAGGGGCGGGUCGGGGCGCGGGGGGGCCGCAGUGAUAACCGCGGGUGCCGGGAGCAGACAGCACAGGCGAGCGGGAUGAGCCCAGGACCCCCAGCCCGAGGCAGCAGCAUGGGGUCCGGCAGCCCCCAGCACCUCCUCCCUGUGCUCUGCAUCCUCUGGCUCCUGCCCUCUGCCACUGCCCAGUGGUUUUAUGCCCUGGGCUUGGACGACACCACCCCGGCCCCGGGCACCAGCCCUACAGCGCCCAUCCUGGAUGGGGAGGAAGACGGAGAUGCUGUGGAGCCCACUCGGAAGAUGCUGCUGAGCAAACCCCCGCUGGCAACAGCCCCCAGACGUCGGGACCCCCUCGGCAGGGGCGCGGGGAAGGGUCUGGGCCAUGCCCCCCCCCGCACACGAGGCCAGCAGCGACCCACAGUCGCCCCGGAGAUCUUCGAGGGGAGCGCGGAGGAAGAGGAGUUCCUGCAGAUCAAGACAACAGCAAAGGGGCUGCCCCCGCCGGUGCCCCAAGCCCCAGAGGUGGAUCCUGCAGUGCAGGUGCGCAACGGCUCCGGCUGCGUCUGCCCCGUGCGCCCCGGCCCUCCCGGCCCCCCCGGCCCCAAGGGAGAGAAAGGAGACCGAGGACCCCCGGGGGAGAGAGGCCAGCCCGGGCUCUCUGGGGAGAGAGGGAAGUCCGGCAGCCCAGGGCAGCCGGGUCACCAGGGGCCCCGGGGUCCCCCAGGUCCUCCGGGACCCCCGGGACCCCCAGGCGCUUGGGGAGCCAGGAGCCAGCCUGCCUCCCUUCCCAAGGGAUCGGAGAACGAGGUGAGCACUCGGGCACGUUGA
Neopsephotus bourkii (Bourke's parrot) is the source of this 879-nucleotide messenger RNA. Its product is annotated as collagen alpha-2(VIII) chain-like. The record is from RefSeq and is a predicted model, not a curated record. Lineage: Eukaryota; Metazoa; Chordata; Aves; Psittaciformes; Psittacidae. The transcript has 6 exons. The coding region runs from base 1 to 879 and encodes 292 amino acids.